Messenger RNA from Oncorhynchus kisutch (coho salmon), 6783 nucleotides. Its product is annotated as roundabout homolog 2. The record is from RefSeq and is a predicted model, not a curated record. Bases 964 to 5247 code for a protein of 1427 amino acids. Lineage: Eukaryota; Metazoa; Chordata; Actinopteri; Salmoniformes; Salmonidae. The transcript has 28 exons. Gene Ontology annotation, molecular function: protein binding.
CUCCUCGGAAAGUGUUUUUCUAUCGACUGCUGCUUCCAGAGCUGCCUGCCUGCCUGCGUGUGAGGAUUAGAGCCGUCUCCGUUACUUCUCUCCUCUCUCCUCUCUCCACGCGCCAACCUGACAUUCCUCCACACGUCUCAACCGUUGGCUUCAUUUAUCUCUCUCACUCUCUUUCCACUGCUCGCUUUACUGUUACACUGUACUCGUGCCUCUCUCACACUCACAAACGCUCUCUCAUUCUCUCACUCUCCAUCCCCUGCGCUCAUACCUCUGGACUGGUGUGUUUUCCUCUCCUGCAUGGACGUCUCCUCUGAGUAAACACAUGGUGGUGAAAGAGCAGGCUUUCACCACCAUGAACACCAUCAACACCACUGUCUCCAUCAGCACCAUCACUACCACUAUAAUCAGCACCAGCUUUACCUGCAGCUGUUUCAGCCUUCAGAGAAAAAUAGAGAGAGAGAGAGAGAGUAUGUGUGUGAAACAGAGCAAGUGAGGGAGAGCUCCACGCUGUGUGAAGCUGCUCAGCCAGCUCUGUCCUCAAGCUGUCCUGUGCAGUGCUGUCUAAGGGGAUCCUCUGGAAAAGGGACUGCACAACGCUUCUACAGCUCUCUGACGAUGUGAUUGUGGAUACAGCAGCUCUGUCUGCAAGGAGACAGUCUCUCCAUCGCAUGGUGGACAGACCCAAGAGAAACAGCCAACUGUCAACUAAGAACAAAGGAAAACACCCUUUAUGAACAUCAACUUUGGGAUACCAUGAAUUUGUCUGUAGAGGCGCCUGGGAACUGGAACUGAUGUGGAUGGGACUGAGGGUGUAGCAGACAGAGUGGGACUGUCCCACUCACAUCUCCCAUGCUGCCCUCCCUGUGAUUGGCGAGACUGCUGGGUGGAGACAGUAGUGUCCCACAGUGGAACCUACCCAGAGUGUGUGUGUGAGGAGACCCAGGUGCCAGACUGAGCCCUGAGAUGUCACCCAGGACCAGGUGUGGAUGUGGAUGUGUGUCUGCUUGUGAACUGGCUCUGAUUCUCUUCCUGCUCCUGGGAGGACCAGAGGUCAGCCUGCAGGGCAGGGCGCCAGGCAGACACAGGAACAAGGGAGGAUCUCGCCUUCGUCAGGAUGACUCCCCUCCCCGGAUAGUGGAGCACCCUUCUGACCUCAUUGUGUCCAAGGGGGAGCCAGCCACCCUCAACUGCAAGGCGGAGGGGCGUCCUGCCCCCACGGUGGAGUGGUACAAGGACGGGGAGCGUGUGGAGACGGACCGGGACAACCCCCGUUCCCACCGCAUGUUGCUGCCCAGCGGCUCCCUCUUCUUCCUGCGUAUCGUCCACGGCCGACGCAGCAAGCCAGACGACGGCAGCUACGUGUGUGUGGCCCGUAACUACCUGGGGGAGGCAGUGAGCAGAAACGCAUCAUUAGAAGUAGCAUUGUUGCGUGAUGACUUCAGACAGAACCCCCAGGACAUGGUGGUGGCAGUGGGGGAGCCUGCCACCCUGGAGUGCCAGCCUCCUCGUGGGCACCCUGAGCCCACCACCUUCUGGAGAAAAGACAAGGCCCGUCUGGACCUCAAAGGUGACAGGGUCAUGGUACGCGGAGGGAAGUUGACCAUCUCCAACAGCAGGAAGAGUGAUGCAGGGAUGUAUGUGUGUGUGGCCACCAACAUGGUGGGGGAGAGAGACAGUGAGACGGCUCAGCUCUCUGUGUUCGAGAGACCCACGUUUGUCCGUCGGCCGGUGAACCAGGUGGUCCUGGUGGAGGAGAGUGUGGAACUCAGGUGUCAGGUACAGGGAGACCCACCUCCCUCAUUACGCUGGAGGAAGGACGACGUGGAUAUACCCCGUGGCAGGUAUGACAUCCGAUAUGAGAAGGAGGAUUUCCUCCUGAGAAUCAAGAAGGCGUCGGCCGGGGACCAGGGGACCUUCACCUGCGUGGCCGAGAACCGUGUGGGCAAAGUGGAGGCCUCGGCUACUCUCACUGUCAGGGCUCGUCCUGUUGAGGCUCCCCAGUUUGUGGUGCGACCCCGGGACCAGAUCGUGGCUCAGGGGCGCACAGCCACCUUCCCCUGUGAGACCAAGGGCAACCCCCAACCCACUGUGUUCUGGCAACGAGAGGGCAGCCAGGAUCUGCUGUUCCCAAGCCAGCCAGCCCAGGGAGACAGCCGUGUGUCAGUGUCAGUCAGUGGAGAGCUGACCAUCUCCUGUGUACAACGCUCUGAUGCAGGCUACUACACCUGCCAGGCCCUCACUGUGGCCGGCAGCAUCCUGGCCAAGGCUCAGCUGGAGGUGGCAGACGCCUCGAAAGACCGACCCCCGCCUAUCAUCCGGCAGGGCCCAUCCAACCAGACGCAGGCUGUGGGGGGUGUGGCCCUGCUGAGGUGCCAGGCGUCAGGGGACCCGGAGCCCACCGUCACCUGGCUGAAGGACGGCCUCAGUCUGCUGGGGAAGGAUCCUCGCAUGGCCCUGCUGGAGCCUGGCAGCCUGCAGAUCCAGAGCACUAGGUUGUCUGACUCUGGGCUGUACACCUGUGUUGCCACCAGCUCAAGUGGGGAGACCUCAUGGAGUGCCUUCCUGGAUGUUAGAGAGUCCAGUGAUCUCACAGACUCUAUGUCCCACAAUGCCAGUGCCCUCCCAGGGCCUCCGUCUAAGCCAGAGGUCACUGAUGUCACCAAGAGCAGUGUCUCGUUGUCAUGGGAACCUGGGCCUGAGGAGGGCUCACCGGUCACUUCCUACGUCAUCGAGGCCUUUGGUCAGCUGGUCAGCAACAGCUGGCAGACUGUGGCUGACCACGUGAAGACCACACAGUUCACAGUCAAAGACCUGCGACCGAACACGGUCUACCUGUUCCUCAUCAGAGCGGUCAACGCCCAGGGUCUCGGAGACCCCAGCCCCAUGUCUGAGCCAGUCCGCACACAAGACAUCAGUCCUCCAGUGCAGGGUGUUGACCAUCGUCGUGUCCAGAAGGAGCUGGGUGAUGUAGUGGCCAGCAUGCAUAACCCUGUGGUCAUCAGCUCUACCUCUGUCCAGGUCACAUGGACCGUGGAGAACCCUUCCCAGUUUAUCCAGGGCUAUCGUGUUCUGUACAGGCAGACGUCAGGUCUGCCCUCCCCUGGGGCCUGGCAGGUGCAGGACCUCAAGGUUCCGUCUGAGAGAGACGUGGCGCUGUCUGCCCUGAAGAAGGGCGUUGUCUAUGAGAUAAAAGUCCGUCCGUACUUCAACGAGUUCCAGGGAGCAGACAGUGAAUCAAUGACAGCACGCACCUUGGAGGAAGCGCCCAGCGCUCCUCCUCAGCAGGUGACAGUGCUGACAGUGGGGAACCAUAACAGCACCUCCAUCAGCGUGUCCUGGGACCCCCCUCCCGCAGAGCACCAGAACGGCAUCAUCCAGGAGUACAAGAUCUGGUGCCUGGCGAACGAGACACGUUUCCAUGUGAAUAAGACGGUGGAUGCGGCCAUCCGUUCCGUGGUGGUGGCGGGUCUGCAGGCGGGGGUGCAGUACCGUGUGGAGGUGGCGGCAGGCACCAGCACCGGUGUGGGGGUGAAGAGCGAGCCCCAGCCCAUCGUCAUAGGUGCAGAGCUGCGUGAUGUGAUCACGGGGGCGGAGGGCAACAACAGCAUCUCAGACGUGGUGAAGCAGCCGGCCUUCAUCGCUGGGCUGGGAGGGGCCUGCUGGAUCGUCCUCAUGGGCUUCAGCGCCUGGCUCUACUGGAGGAGGAAGAAGAGGAAGGGCCUCAGCAACUACGCAGUUCAGUCCUUCACCUUUACCCGUGCAGUGACGUUUCAACGAGACAGAGGACUGAUUGAAAAUGGAAGUCGUCCUGGUCUACUGAAAGCCGGUGACCCAGGAUUCCCCUGGUUGGCUGACUCCUGGCCCUCCACCAGCCUGCCGGCCAACGGGGGCCUGGGAGGUCCCAAGGACCGGGGUAACUUUGGUCGUGGAGAUGUGCUACCCUCCGGAGUGGGUGAGAAGACGGGUACCAUGCUGUCUGACGGCGCCAUCUACAGCAGCAUAGACUUCACAGGCAAAGCUGGUUACAGCAGCCCAGCACGGGGCUUACAGGCCACACCCUACGCCACCACCCAGAUCCUGCAGUCCAACAGCUUCCAUGAGCUGGCUGUGGACAGACCAGACCCCCGCUGGAAGGCUUCCCUUCGAGCCCAGCAGGAGAUGGCCAACCUGGGCUACUCACUGACCGAUGGACGCCCCUGUAACGGUGGAAAGGGCGGCAAGAAAAAGAAGUCGAAGGGUGGGUCGAAGACCUCCAAAUCCAAUGGGUCCUGUUGGGUCAACAUGCCCCUGCCUCCCCCACCCAUGCACCCUCUGCCAGGCACUGAGGUGGACCACUACCCCCUAGAGAACCAUGGAGGAGGGUAUGACAGUGACAGCUGGGCCCCGCCCCUUCCUGUCCAGACUUACCUUCACCAGGGAUUGGACGACGAUCUAGAGGAGGAGCGAGUGCCCACCCCGCCCCUCAGGGGAGUGGCCUCUUCCCCGGCAGCAGCUACCUACAGCCAACCGUCAUCCUCCUCCCUAAGCUCCACCCACCAUGAGGAGAUGCAGUCCAUGCUGCAGGCCCACCUGGAUGAGCUGACCAGAGCCUACCAGUAUGAAGUGGCCAAACAGACAUGGCAUAUGAAGGGCAGCCCACACCCGCCCAAGGCCCCUGUCCCUCCGAUGGGCUAUGUGUCUAGCACGCUGGGGUCUGACUUGGGGACCAACCUCCAGUGUGAGGAAGAAGAGGAGGAUGAAGGCUACGGAGUGUCACGUCAGCUCUGUGGCUUUGACUACACUGCUGGACUCAGCAUGGACAACCUGGAGGGCUCAGGUAAAGGGUACUCCCAGCGGGGUCGGCCAGGUAGCUCAGGCUCCACAGAGAGCAGUGCUCUGGGCACACAGAGCCUCGGUCACCAGAAGGCCACGCACACUGGACGCAAACCCCGGGCAGAAACUGUUGGGACGCUGCCUAGACGGAGAGACACCCCCACAGAUGCAGCCUCUCCUGCCCCAGAGCAGGUCAACAGUGUGGGGGCCAGGCUGCAUGGUUCAUGGGCGGCCGGAGGCUCGGACCCCCCUGAGGAGUGUAUGGUCUCCACGCUGGAGCGGCAGCACAUGGCCUCCUGGAGCGGCACUCCCGCCAACAUGGGCACCCUGGGCAGGGCCCGCCACAGGGCUGGGGCUGGCAUUGACCACCCACACAACAGCCACAAUGGCCACCCGCCUCCCAACAGCACCGAGCAGAACUACGGAGAACGAUAGUCUUUGUGAUGAGUCGGACCCUCCAGUGCUGCCUGUCUAUAAGUGCAAUGAGAUUUCCUCUCUCCAAAUGCUACAGGACGGAGGAUGGAGAAAUGUCAGGAAGUGGAAAGAGUGUGAGGGAAACGCAGAGCUGUUUAAUGUGAUGUACAGACACACAGACACGUCUCACAGUGUUCUUUUUACAGUGUUACUUUCAUCCUUCCUUCCAAUAUAAUAUUCUGUAUGUCACUUGCCCCUCCUGUUUCAUGUCACAAGAUGUACAGUAAGUCACUCUACAUUAAUGAAGUAAAAUCACUACAGUUAAGCUAUUGACUCAUGAAAGUGAAAGGACUUGCAUUUCUUUGUAAAUAGGUUUUGUAUUUUCAGUUUUUCUCUUGUUUUGCUUCGCUAUGCAAGCCAAAAUCUGACAUUGAAGUUGUCUCUUUUACUUGUAAUUUUACAUUGUGAGUUGAUGGACUUGUGGUGCCACAUUCGUUUUUCAUAAAUGCUUGAAAUACUUAUUUUAUUUUGAUGAAACUACUGUAUUGUUUACUUUGCACAGAGCGUUGGGUGAUAAUAAGCACAAAGUCAUCAGCUGAGCUGAAAGAAGAAUGAAGCGGAGGAGUGUCUAUAAUAGAACCUAAUAGAUAAUAUAUGACAGAACAUGCUUUUCAGAGACACAGAUGUAUUGAGAGAUAUAAUGUUAAAAAAAAACGGCCACAUAGAAAACGUUAAGAUGUGAUGUUUUUUUUCUUCUUGUUCAAAUCUGCGGUGGUUUGUGAGGAUGAUCCGGCCAGUGUGCAUUGUACUGCUUGGCAGUCUGUUUCCCAUACAGUAUAUUCCCAUGACAGUGAGGCAGCGGUACUUGUAUUCCAAAAAUGAAUGACUGUUCAGAAUAAUCGAUAAAAGGUGAAACCAUCUACGCGUAACAUUUAAAGUGUAGAUGCGAAGGGCAGAGGCGAAGGGCGGCAGCUAGUUGUUGAUAGGGAGGCGUUGGGCCAACAGAGCGCCACUCAGGUGUGUGGUCAGGUGGGGACAGCUGUGUGCACAGAUGGACUCUGUCAGUGUUGCCCAUGGGAACAAAGUAAGAUGAAGAGAUGUUGGCCUUGAGACGACUAGCUAAUCCCAGACCGGGUUUUCAUAGCUGUCAGUGACUGGUAAACAUGAUUAACAACUAUAUGCAAUUAGAUUUGAAUAAUACACCCAUCAUAGAUAUGAUGGCCGUCUGUUUUAAUCCUACCGGUGCAGUAUAAUGUGGCCCCUAUCUACGACCCUGGCAACACACCGGUGACACUCAUCAGGGUUAGUGAGGAAUAGUGAGCCCCUCGCCUAAUCAGCAUAUCCUCAACGCUGUAACCAGUCACGGAGGGCAGCUGGUUGCUAGCUUCACAAUGCAGUGUUUUCAUUCACUUCUUUGUUCUUUUCUGGUUGUUCUUUGUAUUGGCUUCACCUGUAAAGACUCUGUACCUGCCAGAUCCGGUCUGCCCUCUGAAAUACUCAGGCACGUACAGUGUGGCCGUUCAUACGAUGCAAAUAAAACGUGUAUGUGGAAUCAAC